CCGGCAUUUCAGUUGAAGCGGUGGAUAGCGCUCGAGGUGUUGGGCGCCCUCGCAAUUUGCAUCGGAAUCCUCUUCGCAACCCAGGUCUCUAUCUGGACGUGGGUCACCGCCCUGGCCCGGAUUGUCAGCCUCGAGGGUGAGCCUUCCUGGGUUCGCAGCGGCGUAUUUAUUGCCGCAGGCGCGCUGUUCGUCCUUGCAGGCUCCCUGCGCCUGGCCAGGUCGCUAACCACUAUCUCCCUAAGAAGACGCAACUCCCGCUUGUUCGACUCCCUGUACAUCGAGCGGGUCUUGGCCGCCGGGCCCAGGGUGGUCGUGAUUGGCGGCGGCAGUCGGUUGCCGAACCUGCUGCGGGGCCUGAAAAACAUGACGUCAAACAUCACCGCGGUGGUGACAGUGGCCGAUGAUGGGGGAAGCUCGGGAAGGCUGCGCUCCGAGUUGGGGAUCUUGCCUCCCGGGGAUAUUCGCAACUGCCUGGUGGCUCUCGCCGAUUCCGAAGAUGUCAUGCAGCGGUUGAUGGACUAUCGAUUCUCCUCCAACGGUCAGUUGGACGGCCACAGCUUUGGCAACAUUCUCAUCGCCGCUCUGGCCGGGAUUGGCGGCGAUUUCUCCGACGGCGUGGUUAUGGCCGGGGAACUGUUGGCCAUCCGCGGGCAGGUGAUUCCAUCCACCGCCGUGGACGUGACUCUGACCGCCCGCACCGCAACGGGCCAAAACCUGGUUGGCGAAUCAACGAUCGGGGCGGCGAAAGACCCUCUCCGGUCCCUGGCUUUGGAGCCGCCCGGAGCAGCCGCUCACCCCGGCGCCAAGAAGGCCAUCGAAGAGGCUGACUUGAUAAUUCUGGGUCCGGAAGCCUGUUCACCAGCAUUGUUCCCAACCUUCUGGUGA
This is a messenger RNA of Geodia barretti, 885 nucleotides long. NCBI's taxonomy places the organism in Eukaryota, Metazoa, Porifera, Demospongiae, Tetractinellida, Geodiidae. The record is from the annotation of a GenBank genome assembly.